Hibiscus syriacus is the source of this 1780-nucleotide messenger RNA. RefSeq names its product peptidyl-prolyl cis-trans isomerase FKBP53-like. The record is from RefSeq and is a predicted model, not a curated record. The transcript has 12 exons. Gene Ontology annotation, molecular function: peptidyl-prolyl cis-trans isomerase activity. NCBI's taxonomy places the organism in Eukaryota, Viridiplantae, Streptophyta, Magnoliopsida, Malvales, Malvaceae. Bases 62 to 1549 code for a protein of 495 amino acids.
UUUAGUCAUAGAAGCAGCUGCUUUUGGCUUUGGUUUCCAAUAUUUUCUCCUGCCGGAAGAAAUGGGUUUCUGGGGAAUUGAAGUCAAACCUGGAAAACCACACCCUUAUCAUUCUGACAAUAUUCGGGGAAAGCUUCACAUUACUCAGGCAACUUUAGGCCUUGGAUCAUCUAAAGAGAGGGCUGUACUUCAGUGUUCUGUCGGACACAACAAUCCGAUCAUCUUGUGUUCCUUGUUACCAAAUCGAACUGAGACUUGCUCCUUAGAUCUUAAGUUUGAUGAAGAUGAUGAGUUGGUUGCUUUCUCCGUAAUUGGCUCUCGGAGCAUUCACGUUUCUGGUUACUUUGUUGCUGAUGAUGAUGGAGGUCACCUUGGAGAUGAAUAUGAGUCUGAUUCUUAUGGGGAAGAUAUUGCUGAUAUCCAGUCUGAAGAUGAGUCCUCUGAUUAUGAUUCCGAUGAUGAGUAUGGUGAAAACUUAAUAGAUGAUGGUGGUGACUAUGAGUUCUACUCACAUUCACCUGUCCCAAAUAGUGGAGUUGUAAUUGAGGAGAUCAUGGAUGAUGAAAAGCCUAUAUGUGGAAAUGGGGAAUCUAAACGAUCCAAGAAAAAGAAUAAAUUGACUGGCUCGGAGGAACAAAAGAACUUGCAGCGUCAACUUAUUGCCAAGAGAGGUGCUGUUGAGACAGAUUUGGAAACUGAAGAUGAAGAUGGCUUUCCAGUUUCUGCUUCACACAAAAGCGAAGAUGCUAUUCAACAGCCUAAACCAGAAACUUUAACUACUGAAGAAGACAAGAGGAAAGGAAAGGACCUUAGUGAAAAGAAAAGAAAAGUCAAAAGCAUUGAUGAAGACAGUCAGCAAGAAGGGAAAAAGAAGAAAAAGAAGCAAAAGGGAAAGGGUACCGAUACCAUCAAUGGUUUGCCAGAUGAUGAAGAUCAGCCCGUGAAGGAAGAGAGCCAGGAUCCAGAGCAGGUUAUGCCUGUUGGAAACAAACAAGAUCAUCCCCAUAGUGAUAGGGUCGUUGGUUCUGACGUGGACAACACCCCUUGCGAGAACCUUUAUGAGAAAAAGAAGAAGAAAAAGAACAAAAAGAAAACCACCCAAGAGAAUCAGGUGGAUGCAAAUGCACCAGUUACACAAAGUGGAGAUAAGGGUACUUCCACUUUGGAGUCUGGGGAAAAACCAACUGCUAGCAAGUCAUCCCAAGUGAGAACAUUUCCAAAUGGUUUGGUUGUCCAAGAGUUAGCAAUGGGCAAACCAGAUGGUAAAAGAGCAUCCCGUGGGAAGCAGGUGAGUGUCCAUUAUAUCGGGAAGCUGCAAAAGAAUGGCAAAAUUUUCGAUUCCAAUGUGGGAAGGCCCCCCUUUAAAUUUCGCAUAGGUGUAGGAGAAGUCAUUAAAGGAUGGGAUGUUGGUGUUGAAGGCAUGCGCAUUGGUGAUAAAAGAAAACUCAUAAUUCCACCUGCAAUGGGUUAUGGUUCCACGGGUGCCGGCGGCAAGAUACCUCCAAAUGCAUGGCUUGAGUUUGAUCUAGAGUUGGUCGGUGUUCGGUGAUUCGCGUGACCUUGCUAAGCUAUGAAAAUGUUUUUAACUGCUCGAGUGAUCAUCAAUGAACAAAAAAAGAAACAAUAUUUUGACUGUGUUGCAAUCUUCAAUAUUUGAGUUUUUGCAGUAAGUGGUGAUUUGUGGCUGAUGAAUACAUCAGGUUUUUGUAUGGAAUGGGACAUUAUUUUUCCUUUGCCAAUUAAAGGAAUGGCUUAAGCUCGUCGUGUCCGUUUAUGCCAA